This is a messenger RNA of Cyclopterus lumpus (lumpfish), 2654 nucleotides long. Its product is annotated as ERBB receptor feedback inhibitor 1. Gene Ontology annotation, biological process: regulation of keratinocyte differentiation; negative regulation of epidermal growth factor receptor signaling pathway. The coding region runs from base 276 to 1373 and encodes 365 amino acids. Lineage: Eukaryota; Metazoa; Chordata; Actinopteri; Perciformes; Cyclopteridae. The transcript has 4 exons. The record is from RefSeq and is a predicted model, not a curated record. Gene Ontology annotation, cellular component: extrinsic component of cytoplasmic side of plasma membrane.
GACAAAACGAGUCUAACCUCCUCGCGCGGUUGUUGACAGAGGAGGCAUAUUGCACAUGGUUCAGGUUUGAGACGGGAUCGUACGAGCUGUUGGUUUUCUCACACGGGACGGGAACGGGUCGGCGGACACAGCUGUACGGGAUGGACGGGUAUACGUUUGCGUUUUAACGCUUUCUGCUGGCUAGAAUGAAGCUGUGAUGGGUUUGAUGGAGCUGACUUGUCCUCAGAUACCAAACAGGCCUUCGUGCUUUUUAAGAACACAACUUCUGCCACAAAAUGGCUGGAAGUCAGAAUAACUACUGGGCACAACAUGACCUGAACAGAGAGUGUUUAGGCCCGAGUGUUGACAUGGAACAAAACCUCAAGGAGCUUCAACAACCGCAAAUGGCACUUAACUGCAACAUCUCCCUCUCCCAGUCUCCUUUCUACUCUGAUACGUACCGCCUCGCGCCUGAUAACAUGCUUCGGCCGCAUGAGGGAGACCAGGUGGUCCCUUCUUCCCAGAGACGGACGUUGUUUGGGGGCCACCAGAGGGAAGCCAAACCCCUGCCACCUCUGCCUGACCCUGAGGAGGUCAUGUCUGAUGAGGCCGCCGACAGUGAGGUGGAGUUUUUUACCAGUGACCGACGGCACCUUUUUCCCAAAAGCUGUCCAAAGGCCAUGUGCAGGGGCAUGAACAGAGGCUUUGGCCAAGUGAAUUACGCCUACCAGGAGAGCUCGUGGCGGGCUGGUGGUGCUGGGACCGGCUCCAUGGCUUUCUCGUGGCCAAGCAGAGUGGACAGACCGACCGGUGGAGGAAGCGGGUUUUGGGCACUAGCUUCCCGGAGAGAGGACCGCCAGCAUGUGGUGUUGGCAGUCGGGGACCAACACAGACUUCGCUUCCCCUGUUCAGGCCCUGCUUCCCAGCCGCUCCACAGCAGCACCUCAACCUGCCCCACUGACAAGCCACUAAUCCCUCCUCGUAUCCCCAUCCCGCCAAAGCCUCCCGCUCUCAUAAAGACUGUGUCGGCCAACGAGGAAGACAAGCCUCCCAAAAUUCCUCCACGGGUCCCCUUAGUCCCACCCUGCCCACCACGUAGCCCGAGCCCCAAUAGCCUUCCAAUUUAUAUCAACGGAGUGAUGCCUGCCACGCAGAGUUUUGCUGCUAACCCAAACUAUGUGAGUAAGGCAUUACAGAGACAGCAGAACGAAAGGGUGGCACCUGCAGCUCAGUUUUCUCCCUGCAUCGUUCCCAUUUUGAAGGAUGGCAGAAAGGCCAGCGCCACACACUACAUCCUCCUGCCGCCGGGCCGACCGGCGUACUCAGACAGGCGGGAGAGGAUCCUGAGUGAACCAACCAGGAUGGGAAACAGCAGCGUCUGGCAGAACAGAUAGACCAUCACUUAUGUCACUGUCUGAAACUUGAUGAGUACAAAACUGUGACGGACAUCAUUAAUAACCAUGUGGCACACUAUUGGACAGAGCGCGUGGAAACAUCUACACGCUACAGUCACAUGUGCAAUGUCAUAUUAGUGUUAUUUACAAGUAUGUAUUUCAAGAUCACUUAUGUCACACAACACUGUGAGGUUUUUAUCAGUUUUUUUUUUUUUUUAUCUUACCGGUCAGUAUUUUAGCAACAUGAAAUAAUUAUAACAUUCCAGUAUUUUCACUAAUAGAUGAGAAUAUUUACAUAACCGUUUUUAAAAUGUUAGUUUCCCCAGACUCUACAGUUUUCUCUCAGUGAACACAUCUUAUCACUCAUUCACCUUUAAGUCUGACAGCCAUAUGUUCAUAUCACUAAUACUAUAUUUCUUACGAGAGAUAAUAAUUACUGUAUGUACAAGCUGGGCUUGUACCAAACUGAUCAUCCCCGGCGUUUUUUGUUUUUUUACGACAAUGCUGCUUGAAAUCUUAAGUAUGAUUUAUUGAUAGAUUUAAUGUUUUGCUGAAUCAUUCUCACAUUACGAUUUAUGUUUUUAACUGGCCUAUAUUAGCACAACACAACACAAACAAAACAUGCUUUGAGCUAGUGACACAAACAUUUCACUUGAUGAACCUCUUAACUUCGCUUUCUUUUUCAGUGAUUAUGAAUUUUGCAGGCUUUUUGAGCAAGCUACAUCCUUCCUGCAAAAUACAAUAUAAGCAUUGAUUCUUACAUCAUAUUCUACACUCAUGUGCACAAAGUUGAAUUUAUUUAAAGGAAACAAUAAAAAGAAUUACCUCACCACCAGAACACAUGACUGAAACCUGCAGCCACCCUCAAAAUGAUUGACAGGUCUUUUUAAUACAUAUGAAGUACACAAGUCAACAACUCUUUACUUUUUCAUACAUAGUAAAAGCAGCUUUAAUUUUCCCUGACAAACUUUUUAAAUUGUUUUUAUUAUGUAUGUGCUUUUAUCUCAAACAAUGUAUGUUAGAAAAAGUACAGAUUGGGCCUUUUAUGAUUCUGUGUGUGUGUGGGCAUGGAAGCCACGUUACGUUUACACUGUAGAGAUGCAGCCCGUCUACAACCUUUGUUACGUCAACAGGUUGGAAGUUCUCAUGAAGAUUCUGUGUCAGAUUUGGCCCAAGCAAAAGCUGUUUAUAAGUUCAUAUUGUUGUUAAUGUAAAAAAUAAAUCAUUGUAAAUUGUUUUUUUAAUCUAUUUAUAGAAAUAAAAUAACUUAUUAAUUCUAUG